CUCCACAUGUACCGAUGCUAUGUGGAAAGUAGUGAUGUCGGAGGAGGUUGGGAAGAAAGUGCAAGCGGUGGUGGACCGGGUGAACCAGGCGGUUACCCGACGCCCCAAGACAUUACCAUGUGUGGCACCUCGAUUAGUUGCUGUUAGUAAAACCAAACCGCCAGACAUGGUGCUAGAAGCUUACAAACAUGGACAGCGCAACUUUGGAGAGAACUAUGUAAAUGAACUUGUGGAGAAAGCGUCUCACCCCCUGAUUUUAUCAUCAUGCAGUGAAAUUAAAUGGCAUUUCAUUGGACAUCUACAGAAGAAUAAUGUAAAUAAACUCCUGGGUGUUCCAAACCUCUAUAUGGUAGAGACAAUCGACUCAGUGAAACUGGCUGACAAAGUCAACAGCUCCUGGCAGAAGUUACGAGGAUCUAACACGCAGAGGUUAAAGAUCAUGGUUCAGAUCAACACCAGUGGAGAGGAAAGUAAACAUGGCCUGCCUCCUGAUGAAACUAUAAACACAGUCAAGCACAUUGUAUCCCACUGUACUGCCCUGGACUUCGCUGGACUCAUGACUAUUGGCCGUUAUGGCUAUGACCUGAGUGAAGGCCCCAACCCAGACUUCCAGAUGCUGCUGAAGUGUCGGGAGCAGGUGUGUGACAGUCUGAAGCUCUCAGUGGAACAGGUUGAGCUCAGUAUGGGCAUGUCCACAGACUUUGAGCAUGCGAUUGAAGUAGGCUCCACUAAUGUCCGUGUCGGUAGCACUAUUUUCGGAACACGGGAAUAUCCAACCACUCCCAGCCCAAGCCCAGAAAGAAGGCCAAAGGUUGUAUCUGAAGAAGCAGCGAAAAAGAUGGAACGUCUUACUGUGACAGAGCAUUAAAUGUCAAAAAGAGAUACACAACUGGAUCUGCACAGUUGAAGAGGACCGGUUGCGCAUUUUACAAAUGUUACUGGAACACCCAAAUCGGAAGCCCAAGAUAUGUCUUAACUAUUGCUCUUGACAUGGUCCUCUUGGGGAAUGGUAAGAUUGGAAAGAUUUACUAUGUGAAUGUGGUCUGAAACUUUUUACUCAAGUAGACACUGUACAGUUGUAAAAUCUUCAAACCUUUUUCACACUUUCAUGUUUGAUAAGAUUAAGAUGCAGGAAAUACUGCUAGACCAUAAUAGUGUUCUUGCGCCAUUGUACCUAGGACUAAAUUAUUGGGGUUUUUUUUGUUUGUUUGUUUUUCCUUUUUGUUAACUGGAUGCUGGAUCUACAUUUAUUUUAAUUCUUAAUGUAUUUUAACUCUUUGGUUAAACAAAUGAGUUAACAAACAUGAUAUUUUGCUCAUGUUUUGUGGAGGAAAUGUGGAUUGCGGUGUUUCCUGUCAGUAAGAUGUUGAGUCAGCUUAAAAAGAGAAAGCGUCAAUGUACAGUACUGUUUAACUAGUUGUCUUUUGCUGUGAAAGCUGUGUAAACAGGACUGGUGUUGGCCAUGAUGAAAAAUAUCAGCUGCAUUUUUAACACGUCAUUAACAGGGCACUUCAUUUCAAAACCAUAUUAUUUUCCUGUAUAGUAUUUGUACAGUAGUUCCACAGGGCAAGUAACAUAAAGAAAGGAUGUCUUUGACAGAAAGAGCUUGGUAUAACUCGGUGAAUCUUUGAAACUCUAUAGCAUCUUACUAUGCAGACAUAAUGUUGGUUGUAUGAUCAUUUAUUUUAGUGUCUUUUGAUAUUUAGUGUUUAAUAAAACCAACCAUUGUUUCUGGCUGUGAGCAACUAUGAACGAUCAAUGGGAAAUCACAGUAAUUUGAUCACAUGUACAGUGUCUAACAAAAGACUGUAUCUUGUCCUUAGGUGGUUGUACAUAAGCAAACUGUUUGAUCUGUACGUUAAUGAGCAAUAAAAAAAAAUAUUAACAAUUUGAA
This is a messenger RNA of Colossoma macropomum (tambaqui), 1894 nucleotides long. Its product is annotated as pyridoxal phosphate binding protein. The transcript has 8 exons. Bases 20 to 868 code for a protein of 282 amino acids. Lineage: Eukaryota; Metazoa; Chordata; Actinopteri; Characiformes; Serrasalmidae. Gene Ontology annotation, molecular function: pyridoxal phosphate binding. The record is from RefSeq and is a predicted model, not a curated record. Gene Ontology annotation, cellular component: intracellular anatomical structure.